Lepus europaeus (European hare) is the source of this 2360-nucleotide messenger RNA. RefSeq names its product dysbindin domain containing 1 (gene DBNDD1). The record is from RefSeq and is a predicted model, not a curated record. Gene Ontology annotation, biological process: negative regulation of protein kinase activity. NCBI's taxonomy places the organism in Eukaryota, Metazoa, Chordata, Mammalia, Lagomorpha, Leporidae. Gene Ontology annotation, cellular component: cytoplasm.
AUGGCGCCGGCUGACCGGCCCAGCCGCGACCUCCGCACGAGCGAGCCGCCGCUGAGGCCGCGCCGUCUCCCGGCAACGCCGGGCGAGCGCGCGCCCGCGGGAAUCCUCGCAGGAAUCCUCGCAGGAAUCCUCGCGAGACCGCGCGCCGCCGCCGCCACGGCGGGAGCGCCCGCAGCUUGGCGCGCGGCUCGGGGCCCAGGCGUUUCCGGCGGGGUGCGGGCGGCUGCCUCCCGCGCGUCCGCCCGGAGUGCGGGGCGCGAGAACCAGGUCGGCCCCUGGGGCCCGUUGGCCAGAGCCUCCAGCGUGCCUGGCUCCCAGGUCUGCAGUCCGCAGCGGUUCCCUCCAAAAACCAAAUGCGUGGGCGAGUGCUGUGUCAGCCCGCAUCUCGACACCCGCAUCUCGGCUGCGCGCCCCGCCCCGCGGGCUCCUCCCCGCCGCCGCGGCCCCGGGGCUAUUGCCCCGAUGCUCUGCGCCCGGAGCCCGGGCCGAGUCGCCGCAGCAGCUGUUGGGGCGCCCGGGCGGGUGACGCCGCCGCCGCCGCCGCCACCGCCGCCGCCGCCCGUCCCGGACCCUGCAGGCCACAUGGAGCCUCCGGAGGGCGCUGGUCCCGGAGAGACUGUUAAAGAGGUCGAGGUGCCCCGGGCCACCCUGGAUGUCCCAGGCCAUGAGAUGGGAGACAGCUGCCACACACCUGUGACCGAAGAGGAGGGCGGCAUCCCAAUACCAGCACCAGGGCUCCUGCAGGUCACAGAGAGGAGGCAGCCCCUGAGCAGCGUGUCUUCUCUGGAGGUCCACUUUGACCUCCUGGACCUCACCGAACUGACCGACAUGUCCGACCAGGAGCUGGCUGAGGUUUUUGCUGACUCGGAUGACGAGAACCUGACCAAUGACUCCCCAGCAGGUCUGCACCCACUACCCCGUGCCAGCUGCCUGCGCUCCCCCUCUUGGACGAGGGCAAGGGCAGAGCAAAACCGCGAGAAGCAGCCCCUUGGCGACCCGGAGCGGCAGGCGGCAAUCGUGGACACGUUUCUCACCAUAGAGAGGCCGAAGGAGGACUAAGCUGUCCCCAGGUGUCCCAGAGCUGCUACAAGGGUGGGACCAGACCACCACUGCAACGGCAAACCCCAACAGUUGUGGACACACUGCUCUCCCCAUGAGGCUCCAGCCAUCACCUCCUGACAGCAGGUCAGGGCCAAGGGUGCCACCACAGGAGGCCCACCGGGUCUGCAGGGCACAGCCUUGGCCCAUUCCCUUGGGGACACAGUGGGCCCCAGCACAAGCACAGCCCGAGGGCCUUGCAUCACGCUUGUUCCUGAGCCCUGGAGCAGGGACAGAAAUGCCAUGGAGUCACUGCCAAGGAAUCGAACAAGUGGAUGAUGGUGGCCUGGGCCUUCCAGAAACUUCCAUGUGUAGGAUCAUUGCUCCCGUUAGAAGAUUCAUGUGUAGGCUCAAGAUGAGGGGGACCUGAGCCUUUGGGAGCUGCUCCAAGAAAUCCUUGGCGGGUCUCCACUCAGAGCUUCCCCGAGUUGGCAGUGGCUACCGGAACGCUUUGCUGUCUGGCAUGUGUAUAAGGGGUCAGUCCCCAAAUUUCCACCUCGAUUUCAACUCUGCCUCCUUCCUCUGCCCAUGGGAGAUACUGUUGGCACCAGGGUCUCCUCCCCAGGCCCCUUCUAAGACCUGCACUCACUUCUCUUGGUUGGCCCAUUGCUUCAGCUCAGAACACCGAAAGUUGCCAGACAGCCUCAGAACCUCAGAAACGCCUCCCUCUCCUGCAUCCCACACAAGGGUGCAUACUUGGGUCUGUUCUCCACAUCCCCACUGCCCAGGUCGUGCCCACCCAAGGCCAUCAGACACACUUGGCAGGCCUCAUCUGGGAGGGUCUCUACCCUAGGAGCAGCCCAGGAAGGAACAGGGGAGGCAGGGCUGAGAUGGGAACUUCAGGGGCACCCAGGUCAGUGGAUCCUGAAGGACACAGAGCAGGCUUCUGGCCAGACAGCAAAGUCAGAGUGGCUUCAAACUAAAAGUUCAAGCUUGCUUCCCAAGCCAACCUGCCCUGCCCUGUUCCCCCACUGAAAUACUCUGACUAGGAAAACAGGGUCCUCCCCUUCAUCUUCACUGGACUUCUGGGGAGAGAUGCCCUAGGCAUGCAUGGGGCUCCUGCUGCGUGCGGAGGACUUUGGGACUCUCCCCAGAAGGCACAAUCAAGUCUCCCAAGAUGAAAACUGCCCCUGGUUUCCACCCCACACGGCGGAACAUCCCUGCCUACCCCCACCUAGCAGGCUCCCUCUCCUGUGCCAUCCCUCCUGCUCUUGCUCCCAAACAGCUCAUUUACAGGUGGGAUUAAAGCAUCAACCCCCUCA